Molecule: messenger RNA, 6690 nt
Organism: Cottoperca gobio
Lineage: Eukaryota; Metazoa; Chordata; Actinopteri; Perciformes; Bovichtidae
Gene: edc4
Product: enhancer of mRNA decapping 4
Exons: 30
Coding region: 159-4400 (1413 amino acids)
Biological process (GO): deadenylation-independent decapping of nuclear-transcribed mRNA
Cellular component (GO): P-body
Molecular function (GO): protein binding
Source: RefSeq, a predicted model, not a curated record
AAUGACCUGACUCAGACACAAGUCGGAGACUACGGCGCGGACAUAACGGAAGUUUAGACGGUUGCUCUGGGUGAACGAAGAGAACACUGACAGCAUCGCAUCAAACAAGAAAUUAUUCUCUCUCCCUAAAUUAACCCAGUUUCCCCUUUCCCUCACACAUGGCGUCCAAUUCUAAUAUAGAUAUUGAGGGUGCGACCCAGCAUCUCCGGGACAUUCUCAAGCUCGACCGUCCCGGGAACAUCACCGAUGCACCUUCAACUGAUGUUCCGAGAAUUCCAUCUUUUAAUGGAGAGCUGAACGGGUUAUUGGGAGCAGUAGGCCUUCUAGGAAGCACUGAUCGGUCAAUUAUGUCAGAAUCUACCAGACCGAUCUCCACAGACCUCUGCAGCACUCAGGAGUGUCAGAUAAUCUGCCUUUCUGGUGAUGAUGGCUCCACCUCUAUCCCCAUCACCUCCAACAACGUGGAGAUUGUGGCGAGUCAAGAUUCCAGCAUCAACAGCAAGGCUCGUGGCAGCAACAAGGUGAAGAUUCAACCUGUUGCUAAGUACGACUGGGAACACAAGUAUUAUUAUGGCAGACUGAUAGCGGUGUCCAACUCCUUCCUGGCCUACGCCAUCAGAGGAGCCAACAACCAUGCAAUGAUUCGUGUCCUGAGUGUCGGUUUUGCUGAGCGCUCUCUUCUGAAGGGCUUCACUGGAGCUGUCACAGAUUUGGCUUUUGCCCACCUCGACUCCUCCCUGUUAGGUUGUGUAGAUGAAGCGGGCAACCUGAUGGUCUGGCAGCUCACCUGCACUGGAAGCAAGAUACUUGAUCAGAUAGUGGUUCAUAUCCGACGGCCAGAAGACUCUCCACUGAACUCCCACCGUCGCCUCAUAUGGUGCCCGUUCAUCCAGGAUGAAGAGAACCCGGAGAACCAGGAGAACCAGGAUGACACAAGCCAGACCUUAGCCCUUCUACACGAAGACGUGGCUGAGGUGUGGGACCUGGAAGUCUUGAGAGCCAACAACAGCAGUUGGCCCAUUGAUGCCACUGACCUAAAAGAUGGCCUCAUCACAGUCAAGGGACAUACCCAGCGAGUCAGUGAAGGCGCUCUGUCUCCAGAUGGAACUGUGUUAGCCACAGCCAGCCAUGAUGGAUACAUCAAGUUCUGGCAGAUAUACAUAGAAGGAGGACAGGACCAGCCAAGAUGUCUUCAUGAAUUGCGGCCUCACGGAGGACGUCCCCUCUCCUGUCUUCUUUUCUGUGACAACCACAAAAGACAGGACCCCGAAGUUCCUUUCUGGCGGUUCCUUAUAACUGGAGCGGAUCAGAACCAGGAGUUGAAACUGUGGUGUACUGUUUCCUGGACCUGUUUACAGACCAUCAGGUUUUCUCCAGAUCUGUUCAACUCAUCAGUUCUGCCAAGUCUGAAGGCCAGUCUGGACCUCUCUUCAGAGUUUCUCAUUCUCACCGAUGUACAGAGGAAGGUUCUGUAUGUGAUGGAGCUGCAUCAGGAUCAGGAUAAAGGCAUGGCCAGUUUCACAGCGGUAUCAGAGUUCCUACUGACCCACCCUGUUCUCAGCUUUGGGGUCCGGGACGUCGCCCACAGCCGAUUGCGGCACACUGAGGUUCUCCCUGCAGAGGAGGAGAGUGAGAGUAUGACAACAGAGGGCACUCAAGGACCAACAGAGUCCAAGUCUGGGAUCCAAAUUAAACUUUACUGUGUUCACACCAAGAGUCUGCAGGAUGUCCAGAUCUGGUUUCAGCCCAACUUGAGUUUCAGCUCUGCACUCUUCCUGCCUCAUUCUGAUUCCCAGGAUGGUUUUGCAGGGUUCUCAGACCAUCUCACUGACCAGAGCUCUGACAAGGAAUCAGGAAGUGGCUCUCAGACCGACCUGAGGAAGAUCCCAUCGCUUCCUGCUCCAGCUGACUUCCUGUCAAACUUGGGAGCCAACAGCGGCAUCAAGCUGAUGACUCCCGAUGCCUUUAUGACACCAAGCACUUCGGUCCCAGCAUCUCCUGGCAGCAGCGCCAGCAGUCUGACCAUAGUGACAGCCAUCAGCAGCAACUCUGACUCGACUAACAGCUUUCUUAAUGUGUGCAGAGCUAUCGACGAUGUCAGUCAGAGUCCUCACAGAGCAGAGAACAACAGCAGCAGCACUCUGGCACUGUCCACCAGCAGUCUGGCACUCUCCACCAGCACUCUGGCAAUCUCUACCAGCAGCCCAAGAGCUGCUUCUGCUGUGCUGCUGCCUGGACUGGAGAACAUGCAGGCUUUAGCGUCUCCUAGUGGUCCUCUUGUGCUUGACGGCCCACAGAUUCUGGACUCUCCCCUCCUGCCACCUCUGUCCUCUCCGACCAGGGCCCGCUCCCCUGACGUCAUCUCCUCAGCCUCCACAGCCAUGUCCCAGGACAUGCCAGAGAUUGCAUCCCAGACCCUGCAGCUUCAGCGUGGACUCGUGUCCAGUAUGGAGUCUUCACCUCUUUCUGCUCUCCAAACAGACAGCAUGGCCUCUGCUGCAUCUGCCCUGCACCUACUCACCUCACCCCGCACAUCCAACAACAGUCUGUUGCCCCUCGAACUCGGAGGUGCAGAUGGGCCAGUGGGCGGGGCAGGGGAGUCAGAGCCCAGACUCAGCCACACCCCAUCUCUACUUGAGAACGCCUUAUCGCAGGAGAACCCUGGAGUUGGUGGAGGCUCAUCAGAUGGGAGUGUUAUCCACACACCUUGGCCCGCUGCGCCUGACAUCACGAGAGAAACCAGGAACAGUCUCAGGGACAAUGGUCUUGGAGACUGUUCAAGAGAGGAGGCGAAGGACAGACGCUUGAGCUCACCUUACCAUCGACGGACGUAUCACCUCACACAGAACGACAGUCAGGACGCUGGCGCUGAACAGAGUGACCCUGAUGAUGAGGUGUCCAGCCUGGUAUCAUCCUCAGGAAAUUGUGGCUCUCGUUCUUCUCACAGACUACCAGUUAAGGACUGGAAGACCUCACCACGUGGCUCGCCAAAAGUAAAGAGGAAGACCAAGAAAGAUGACUGUGAGUCGUCCCAGUCCAGGCAAAUGGACUCUGGUCAGAUGAAUGCAGAAGUGCAGGACGAGUUGUUGAUGCUCCUGCGCAGCCAGCAGAGGGAGUUAACUGAACUGCGUGGGCAGAUUGAAGCCAUGCAGAGCACCAUUAUGGUCCAAGUAGAGCACGCCCUUACUAACCACCAGGAACAAGAACAGCGCAGACUAGAGCGAGUUCUGGCAGAGAGUCAGAAUCAUCAGCAGCAGCUUCAGGAGCAGCUCAGCCAGCAGCUCAGCCACACUCUCAGCUCGGUGCUAACCAACAGAAUGGACAAAGUGCUACGAGAGGAAAUGAAGAAAACAGUCCCACAAACAAUCUCUAAGAGUCUGGAGCCAGUGACGGGUCAACUGAACAAUACAAUUGCUGCCAAGCUGACCGCUGUGGAGAUCACGCUGAAGGACAAUGUCAGCAAGGUGGUCAAAUCCAAGAACACAACGGAUGCAAUCGGUCGAGCGGCAGCCGAAGCGAUGCAGGGGCCCAUCCAAGCAGCCUAUAAAGACGCCUUCCAGAGCAUCGUGCUGCCUGUUUUUGAAAGAGGCUGCCAGUCCAUGUUUCAACAAAUCAACGACAGCUUUAAACAAGGCACACAAGAAUACAUCCAACAGCUUGAGACCCAUAUGAAGAACAAAAAGCAGAGAGAGCAGGAGGCACGAGAACCCAUUAUUUGCCAGCUCCAGCAGAUGAUCGACAGCUUCCAAACCUCCACCGAUCAGCUGGCCAAUAACAUCACAGCAAAUGUCCGGGCAGAGGUCCAGCACCAGAUCCAGAUGAUGGUGGGAAAUUUGCAGGAGACUAUUCUUAGCCAUGUGCAGCGAAUUGUCAAAGGGGAGGUGAGCCUGGCAAUGAAGGAGCAGCAGGCAGUGGUCACCUCCAGCAUCAUGCAGGCGAUGAGGUCAGCGGCCGGCACACCCGUCCCCACAGCACACCUAGACUACCAGACACAGCAGGCCAACAUCCUGCAGCUCCUGCAGCAGGGCCAGCUCAACCAGGCCUUCCAGCAGGCUCUGUCAGCGACAGAUCUGAACUUGGUCUUGUAUGUGUGCGAGACCAUCGACUCUCAGCAGGUGUUUGGUCAGCACCCCUGUCCUCUCAGCCAGCCCGUGUUGCUGUCGCUCAUCCAGCAGCUCUCCUCCAACCUUACAACCCGCUCUGAGCUCAAAAUCAGCUACCUGGAGGAUGCAGUGAUGAACCUGGACCACGGCGACCCGCUGACAAGAGACCACAUGUCCUCCGUGCUGGCCCAGGUCAGACCCAAGCUCUUUACCUUCCUGCAGCAGGACCCCCACAGCCCGCUCAGCAAGAGGGCGCGGCGCCUGAUGAUGAUGCUGCAGGGUCUCGUCAGCCACUAGUCCUAUCAUUUAAAGAGUGGUGCGGCAGAGUUGUUUCCUCAUACAUAUAGAUCAUGACAUUUUUGUUUUGAGUUCAUGUAUGUUUCAGAGGAGAAUACAGCAACACCAACUUCACCUCAACUUUCCAGAGCUGAGGAUGGGCAUGCUGUUGGUUGGAGAUGGAAGACGAGGGUUAAAUGACGAGCAGAAGGUUCCCUCCAGCCCACCUGUCCCUAAAUCCAGCUCUUUCUUUCCCGUUCCAUUACAUCCUAUUUUUCCCCUGCUCUACCCGUACCAGUGAAGUUUCAAGUUAGGAAAUAGAAACUGUUUUUGUUUCUGUUUUGUUAGCUUUUUUUGUGUCCUGGACAUAACUUCAAGGCAAGACAAUAUUUGUCUGGACAACUCCUAAAUUCACUGUAGAUUCUUCCAGACCUUUGUUACUACUGCUUGUUUCCCCCCCUAAGAGGCAUUCUGGUUGUCUGUCAUCCUUUUAUCCCCAUCACGAAACAAGAGACGGUCUCAGAGACGACAGUCACUGAGCCUGGAAUUUCUGGUCACCCCGUCUCCCAGACGCAUCAUACCUGACACUGCUUUGAUGCCACCUCCUCCAAAUGUGCAUAAGACUCAAAGAAUGUUCAGCCGACAGGUCCACAAGGCCCAAACGUCUCCCUUUCUUUAUGUUCUGUGUUCCUCUGACCUGUUAGUCAGACAUGUUGAGUUUUGGGAUACUGAACAAGUUGUGAUGCAGGGCUACUUCUGGGCGUGUUUCGCCUCAAAGUGUCUCCUUGGAUCUUGGCCUUAAUUAAGAGCAAACGUCAGGCUGGGACAUAUAUAUAUAUAUUUUUUAAUACAGAACAGCAUCUUUGCUAGAGCCAACUUGGAAUUCAGUUGCUGCAGGAUUACGCUAUCCUCAGUUCAGGUUUUUUUUUUUUUUUUUUUUAUAUAUAAACAUCCAAGUUAAUCCCUGCAACCAAAAGUAUGUAACAUUCAAAGCCAUUUCAUGUUUGUGGCAUAUUUCCUUUCAGUUAUUUCCUAAUAGGGUUGGAGACAAAAACCUUGCCACGCCAAAUCUGUCUCAGUGCUUUGAAGAGGAUCAACAUGCUGAAUUGUUUUACUGAAAGUUAAUUGAAUUUGUUCCUGCGUUGGUGUUCAAGAUGAAAAGCAUAUCUCAUACUUUUUCAAUCUGGCCUUGUUUUCACAAAUCAUUCUAAUGAAGGUCUCUGAAGGAUACUAACAAGAUUAAAGGAUGAGAAAUAACAUUUUUUGAAAUGUAACAAAUAUUUGCGGAGAUCCUCGAAGCUGAAAAGAAUUCUCCUUGUUUGGAGCCCGACAGGUAGUUAGGCAGCCGUCCACGUGUACAGCUUUGUCCUGUGAAUUGAUCAGACUUCUCCCCAUGUUUUCUUCUGUAUGCCUGUCCCUUUUUUAUAUAAACAUUUAGCGUUUGUAAGACUUGUAUACUUGCUUUAAGAGUCGUCAAACUAGUUAUAAUGCAUAAUAAAACACUUCCUAAACAUAAUUGUUACUGCUGAUGUUAUUUUAUCAGGCAUGUUUGUAAAGUUAAUGUGCAGUUACUUCUCAUAGGCUCUAGGAGGCAGCACUUAGUCGGAAUUCUUGUCACUUGGAUUCAGAAAUCAUUCCUGCUCUUACGGGAUCUGUUCUACCAAACAGUGAAAAGCCUGCACCUGUUUGUUCAUCUUUAACGUGUGUUGGAAGUGUAUGAUACGUUGUGUUCAGCCCAUUUACACACAUCAUUGUUUAGUUGCAGGGUGGCCACACACUUUUGCUGAUUGUAAAAUAAAAGUUCUGUUCAUUUGACCUCUGUGUUUAGAUUUGGUUAAGUUGGAUUUGUCUAGCAAGUGCCUUAUUGUAUUCUACAUGUUUUACUGAAGCAUUUGAUCCCAUCUGGGUCUUUAGACAACUUGUAAUGUUUGAGCAUUAUCCCAUAGCAGCUCCUUUUUACUUUUACAAGAAGUGAAAAUGUUGGAUUUGAAGAAGGGGGAGAAUCUGUAUGUUUUGUUUGCAAACAUUUGACUACCAAGACUGCUGAUUUGAACAGAUAUUUGAAUGAUCAUGCAACAGAGAGGUACUAUUUUGACUACUACCACCUUUCAGUUCAGUUACGGCUUAUUGUCCACAGAGAAGAAGGCGUUACCCCGAGUGGGAGCCGUGUGAGAAACAAAGCUAGUGUGUAUGUUGUUGUUUUUUGCUUUCCAUUCUGUUCACUUCCCUCUGCUUGGAUGAUUAUGUUGUAUCUUUUACAGUUUAUUUUACCCUAAACAUUUUUGGAAUAAAAAAAAAGACUUGUUCACUU